CAGCGGAUCUUGCGCACCCGCCCGCACAUAUCGUUCCUGGAGAACGUCGAGAAGGUCACCGCGGGCGGAGAGGAUGAGGACGGCCUCCCGCGGGACUCCGAUGCCACUCACGUGAAGAAGACCUUCGAGGACCAGGGCUUCUCUUGCAUCGACUUGGUGGUGAGUGCUCGGGACUACGGGAGCGCCACCGAGCGCAAGAGGUGGUUCUGCGUAGUCUUUGACAUUGCCCCGUCCAACAAAGCUGAGAUCACCAACAACUUCUUCGAGAUCCUGAACUCCAUUAAGAUCGGCGCCGGCAAGCCCGAGGAUUUUUUGAUUGACAACAACACGUUGGCAGGGUUGCUCAAGCCGGGCGACGACGACAGCCUGAACCGCUCGGCGGCUCCGCAGGCCAAGGCUUCCAAGGGCGACCCGAAUUGGAAGCUUAUCCACGAGGAGGCGUUCAGCACAUAUGAUGUUCAGUGGCCGCCGGAGCUCAGCGAAGAUCUGUUGACUUUUCGGUACAGGCGUGAGUCCGAAGUGGCAUUCUUCGGAAACGCAUUGUUUCCUUGUUCGACGCCUGGCCGCUGGGAGUUCUUCGAUGUCAACCGCACGCUGGAGCGCACCUUCAAGUACCCUCCCAAGCAGAAGAGGGGCCAGCUGACCAACCCCUGGAAGGAGUGGGUGCCAUGCAUGACAGGCCAUUCGUGCUUCGUCGGCCGCAUCAUGGACGCGAACGGGGACACGAUGAUGAAGCGCAUCCACGGUCUGGAAGCGAUGCAGCUGAUGGGGUGGGACCUCUCUUUCUAUAAGGACGGCGUGGCCCCCUUCUGGCAGGAGCGCGUCACCCCGGACGUGCUGGUGGACUUGGCGGGCAACGCGCGGUCGGCCUUCAGCGUUGCGCCACUCUUCGUCGCGAGCAUGGGGCGCGCCCCGUGGGUGUACUACAAGACGGCCCCCCCGCCCAGCAAGCGCUCCGAGCACUCCGAGAUCGUGAACGCCGACUCGGACGACAGCUCGGACAGCGACUAAGGGGACGGCAGGCGCGGCCAACCAGUCCAGGCUUCUGCUAGCAGCUAGCCCCCCCCAUGG
Messenger RNA from Prorocentrum cordatum, 1071 nucleotides. NCBI's taxonomy places the organism in Eukaryota, Dinophyceae, Prorocentrales, Prorocentraceae. The record is from the annotation of a GenBank genome assembly.